This is a messenger RNA of Oppiella nova, 1000 nucleotides long. The record is from the annotation of a GenBank genome assembly. NCBI's taxonomy places the organism in Eukaryota, Metazoa, Arthropoda, Arachnida, Sarcoptiformes, Oppiidae.
UCACCAUAUAUACCCUGCUCCAAAUUGGACCUGAUAGCCCAUCUGACAUAUCUAAACCACCGCCAUCACCAUCACAAUAGCCAACGACAUCAUAAUAGCAGUUCCGGUGGACACCAUCACCACAAUAGCCACCAUAACCACCAUAAGAGGUCCGGACACAACUCAAGCGCCCAGUCGGCAGCGGCGGCCACUGCGGCCAGUCUACUGCACCGGCAUCACAACGGCUCGUCCAUUAGUAUUACCAACGCGAACAACCCACGGGAUGUGGUGGUGGUGAGGGUAUUACCAGCCCAAGGAUGUAGAGGCCACACGCUAGCGGGUACGGGAUCAUCCCUGUCCCUGUCAGCCACGUCAGCGGCAUUACACUCGAACAAUAACAUGUCGACCACCAGUUCCUCAUCGCCUCAAUCGGCCGAUUACUACACCGAAAGCUUACGGCGCCGUAAAGUACAUAAAUGCGAUUUCGACGGAUGCGAAAAGGUCUACACCAAGAGCUCCCACCUAAAAGCCCACAAACGUACCCACACCGGUGAGAAGCCAUACACGUGUACGUGGGAGGGCUGUACGUGGAAGUUCGCCCGUAGCGAUGAGCUGACCCGACAUUUCCGCAAACACACGGGUCAGAAGCCCUUCAAAUGCCAGUUGUGUCAGCGCUCGUUCUCCCGGUCCGACCACCUGUCCCUCCAUAUGAAGAGACACUGACCGACACACCCCUGAGCACCCACCUAUACAUCUCAUCGCCCGGACAUUACACCGUCGCGUCAAUUUCGCAGUCAUUUGUGUGAACAGAGAAAAGACUUAUUAUUUUGUUUGAUAUAUAAAUAUAUUUAGGAUUUAAUGGAAAGUUAUUUGUGAAGACAUUCUCUGGUAUUUCAUGAAGAAUACGAGGGAUCUGUGUGUGAACUACCAGUGCUGGGGGUCGGGUGCCCUCCUAUCAGCUUUGAUAUCAAUGAUUCAGACAUGAGCUCCCGAUCCACAAUCCCUGUCCACACAAAACACC